CCCAACAAAAAGUUGACAAUUUUCUAGCCCGCUCAGUCGAAAAUCGUUGCUAACCGAAGCCAAAAGGCUCUACUACAAUUAAGAAAGAACAAUUUUUUGCGAAUUUUUAUUAUUACGAACGAAAAAUAAUAAGCAUAAUAUACAUAGAUACAGAUACGGUUAAUUGUACCCCAGGUCGUGGUUAGAGCUCAAUUUGAUUGGAAACAUAUACACAUACAUAUAUAUAUAUAUAUAGAUAUAUAUCGCAACUCGAAUAAACAAAUACAGUCAGUCGCAUAAUGCCCCUUCAACCGAUUGAAUCCCCGAAAUGCCCGCGCUGCGGCAAGAGCGUAUACGCCGCCGAGGAGCGACUGGCGGGCGGUUAUGUAUUCCACAAGAACUGCUUCAAGUGCUCCAUGUGCAACAAAUCCCUGGACUCGACCAACUGCACAGAGCACGAGCGCGAGCUCUACUGCAAGGUAUGCCACGGACGCAAAUACGGGCCCAAGGGCUACGGUUUUGGCACCGGCGCCGGCACACUCUCCAUGGACAACGGCGCACAGUUCCAGAACGGUCACGAUGUGGUAAGGAAUGGCGCCCGUCUUGAGCCGCGCGCCAUUGCCAGGGCGCCGGAGGGCGAGGGUUGCCCCAGAUGCGGCGGCUAUGUCUAUGCCGCCGAACAGAUGCUGGCCCGCGGACGCGGCUGGCACAAGGAGUGCUUCAAGUGCGGCACCUGCAAGAAGGGCCUCGACUCGAUACUGUGCUGCGAGGCGCCCGACAAGAACAUCUACUGCAAGGGCUGCUAUGCCAAGCAGUUCGGACCCAAGGGCUACGGCUAUGGCCAGGGCGGCGGCGCCCUCCAGUCCGAUUGCAUUGCUAGCGACGAGGGUGCACCGCAGAUGCGCGCCGCCAUCGAGGUGGACAAGAUCAGGGCGCGUCCCGGCGAGGGUUGUCCGCGUUGCGGUGGCGCCGUCUUUGCCGCCGAGCAGAAGCUGUCCAAGGGCCGUGAGUGGCACAAGAAGUGCUUCAACUGCAAAGACUGCAAAAAGACGCUGGAUUCGAUCAAUGCCACCGACGGACCUGAUGGCGAUGUCUACUGCAGGACCUGCUACGGCAAGAAGUGGGGACCACAUGGCUAUGGCUUUGCCUGCGGCUCUGGUUUCCUGCAAACCGAUGGCCUGACCGAGGAUCAGAUCAGCUCCAGUCGCCCCUUCAUCAAUCCCGACACCACCUCCAUCAAGGCGCCCGAAGGCGAGGGCUGCCCACGUUGCGGCGGUGCCGUCUUUGCGGCCGAACAGCAGCUCUCCAAGGGCAAGAUGUGGCACAGAAAGUGCUACAACUGCACCGACUGCCAUCGUCCACUCGACUCGAUGCUGGCCUGCGACGGGCCCGAUGGCGACAUCUAUUGCAAGGCCUGCUAUGGCAAGCACUUUGGUCCCAAGGGCUUUGGCUAUGGCCAUGCGCCCACGCUCGUCUCGACCAGCGGCGAGUCCACCAUCCAGUUUCCCGACGGUGGUCCAUUAAAUGGUCAGAAGACCUCCGGCGGCUGCCCGCGCUGCGGCUUUGCUGUCUUCGCCGCCGAACAGAUGAUCAGCAAGAGCCGCAUCUGGCACAAGCGCUGCUUCUACUGUUCCGAUUGCCGCAAAUCUCUCGACUCGACGAAUCUCAACGAUGGACCCGAUGGCGACAUCUACUGCCGCUCCUGCUACAGCCGCAAUUUCGGGCCCAAGGGCGUGGGCUAUGGCCUCGGCGCGGGCGCUUUGACAACGUUCUAAAAAAAAAAAAAAAAAAAAAAAAAAACAAACAAAAAAUGAAAACAAAAUGCAAAACCCCCCAGCCACAACUUAUUUAAAUUACCAGCAACAGCAGCUAUCGUUCCGAUCAUUAUUUUCCGUUUUCAACUUCUAGCUGUUACCCAGAAACUAAUUCAACUUAUCCACAAUGCUAGCUAACUUAGUCUUCGGUUUUCCAACGAUUUUUGAUGAACGAAAUGCAGAAACGUCUUAUGUUUUUGUCUUAGGUUAUGUGAGAAUAAGCUUUACAAACAGAACAAAAAAAAAAAAAACAACAAAAACUAAACAAAAAAAUAAAUAAAAGAAACUUUGAAAAAAACCAACAACAAAAAAAUGAAGUUCAAAAACUUACGAAAAACCAAAAACAAAUAAUGCGAAAUUAACUAUCGAACGCCAACUAACGAAUCAAGUACCGACAAUGGCACAGGCUAAAAAAAAAUAAAUAAAUAUAAUAUAUAAUAAUAAUAACAAUAUUAUAAAACUGAAAAUAAUAGAGAAGCAGAUGAUGCAGGCUAACAUUGGGCACAGUUGCAGCUAACAGUUUGGAGGGGCAACUGUACCGCGGAGAUAUUUCUAUUUAUGUUGUUCAUCGACUUCAAUGCGAAAGAAAGUAUCUAAUAUGCUCCAAUAUAAAACCAGAGAACUAAUGUAGAGAGCUAUUGCUCCCGAUGAUAAUUAUUAUAACUGAUAAAUGAUAAAUUAUAAAUGAUAAAUAAUGUUGAUGAUGAUGAUAUAUGUAUGUAUAUUUAGCUUAUUUAGUUUAUAUGUUAAUAAGUACUUGCGAAAUCUUGAUGAUAUGAUAUUUUUGAAAUAUUCGUUUUUGUUUGCGUUUUCCUUAUUUCUGCUAAUUCGAAUUCAUGAGCAAUGUUCGGUUUCAUGCAAAUACUUGGACUCGCUCUAUAUACAACACACAUAACAUCCAAUAAUAUAUGCCCCAGUGGGUUCCAUGGAAACAAAACGAA
Drosophila virilis is the source of this 2734-nucleotide messenger RNA. RefSeq names its product Muscle LIM protein at 84B (gene Mlp84B). Lineage: Eukaryota; Metazoa; Arthropoda; Insecta; Diptera; Drosophilidae. Gene Ontology annotation, cellular component: Z disc; nucleus; cytoplasm. The record is from RefSeq and is a predicted model, not a curated record. Gene Ontology annotation, biological process: muscle tissue development; sarcomere organization. Gene Ontology annotation, molecular function: actinin binding; structural constituent of muscle.